AUGGAUCUGGUUGAUUUGCUAACUUUGAACCUUUCACGUAAUCAUUUCACUGGAAGAAUCCCCGAGAAGAUUGGCAACUUGAAGCAACUUGAGUCACUUGAUCUAUUAAUGAAUGAACUCUUUGGUGCAAUCCCUGAAAGCUUAUCUGCUUUAAACUGGUUGAACUUCCUGAAUUUGUCACACAAUAAGCUAUCAGGGCCAAUACCAUCAGGGAAUCAAAUUCAGACCUUAAUCGAUCCAUCUAUCUAUGAAGGAAACAGUGGACUCUGUGGCGAGCCACUCCCAAAUGACUGCCUGGAACAUAAAUUGUCUACGAAAAAUGGGCAUAUUCAUGAUGAUAUAGGCCACGGCGAGUCUAAUUUGUCUUGGUUUUAUGUUGUUCUAUUCUUGUCACCAGCCAGUUCUCACUUCUCAUUUGGCUGCAGCAAACAAACUUAUAAUUAUUCAAAUGUCUCAUGUAUUGAGAGCAAACGACAAACUCUUCUUCGAUUCAGAGAUGGGUUGACAGAUGAAUCGAAUCGUCUGUCAUCUUGGAUAGGAGAGAACUGUUGUUCAUGGGAAGGCAUUGGUUGCCAUCAAACCACUAACCGUCUGGUGAAACUUGAUCUAUACAAUGCAAGCCCGUUACAUUCAAAUGAUAUAUUUAUUUACUGCAAAAAUUGCUUGGGAGCUCAAUUAAGUCCAUUUUUGGUCAAUUUGACCAAUUUGCAAUACCUGGACCUGAGCAAGAAUAAUUUUUCAGGAAUCCAAGUUCCCACAUUCCUUGGAUUGUUGAAAAACUUGAGAUACUUAAAUCUUGUAAAUGUAGUGUUUGACGAUGAAAUUCCCAGCCAUCUAGGAAAUCUCUCAUGUUUACGGCAUUUAGAACUUGGAGGUGUAACUCCCUCCUUAACAUGGAAUCGAUUGACAAUGAAGGAUCUCAGGUGGAUUGUUGGACUCUCUUCUCUGGAAGGCUUAGUCCUGUCUGGGGUGAAUCUUAGUGCCGUUGAAGUUGGGUUACAGACAAUUAACAUGCUUCCUUCACUAACAAGACUAGAAUUAGUUGGUUGUGGACUUUUCAUGAAUCCUCAUCUUUCACAGGUCAAUUUCACAUCUCUUUCUUCCCUUGAACUCGGUGAAAAUAAUUUCAACAACUACAUGGUCCCUCCUUGGCUCCAUAAUCUUACUGGUCUCCAUGAUCUUGGUCUUAGCUCUAAUCAUCUUUCUGGUCCAAUUCAUGGCCUAUUUGAACAAAUGACCUCUCUAGUUGAUCUCAAUCUAGGAGAAAACCUCUUUGAUGCAUCAACGUUGAAGUCACUUUGCAAUGUAAGCAGUCUUAAUUAUUUGGAUUUGAGUUUAAAUGACAUGCAAGGGUCGAUACCAAGUGAAAUAGGCCAACUUUCGAAGCUGCAAGUAUUAGAUGUUUCUUCCAACUCAUUAACUGGUGUAUUAUCUGAAGACCAUUUUGCAAAACUCGGAGAGCUAAAGUCGUUGAACCAAUCUGAAAACUUAUUCGCUCUGAAUGUGAGCUCCUGGUGGGUUCCUCGUUUUCAACUCCGAGAUAUUAUGAUGUCAUCCAUCAAAGUAGGUCUGCUAUUUCCUGCUUGGCUGCGAACGGAAAAAGAGGUUCAGUGGUUAGACAUGCAGAAUGCGAGCAUUUCGGAUAGCAUACCCAGCUGGUUUGGAGUGUUUUGUUAUGAAAUUUAUUUUGUAGAUUUCUUCAACAACAACUUGACUUGGAAUCUGUUGGAGUUCAAACAAAUGAAGAAGAGUCCUCCUGAUGGUAAUUCUCCAAGCAUAGUUCUAAAGUCCAACAAAUUGGAUGGAUCUCUCAAAUCGUUUCCAUCUUAUAUUUACGAAUUAGAUCUUUCACAAAAUUUUCUUACCAGACAUAUUCCAUUGCCUGAUGUUGGUCAAACUGUUGCAUCUACUGUUUUUCUCAUACUCAGUGAUAAUCAUUUCACAAGUAGUAUCCCGGAAGACUUGUGCAAGUUGGAAAAUUUAAAAUAUCUGGAUCUAUCCAACAAUUUCCUAUCUGGAAGAGUUCCUCUGUGUUUGGGGAAUUUGCCAGACUUGUUGGUCCUAAACUUGGCAAAUAACAGUCUAUGCGGUCAAAUUCCGAGUUCACUAGGCAACUUGGGGCAACUUUGGAUUUUGCAUUUGAAUUGA
Coffea eugenioides is the source of this 2148-nucleotide messenger RNA. RefSeq names its product receptor-like protein EIX1. NCBI's taxonomy places the organism in Eukaryota, Viridiplantae, Streptophyta, Magnoliopsida, Gentianales, Rubiaceae. The transcript has 2 exons. The coding region runs from base 1 to 2148 and encodes 715 amino acids. Gene Ontology annotation, molecular function: protein binding. The record is from RefSeq and is a predicted model, not a curated record.